Messenger RNA from Penicillium bovifimosum, 2367 nucleotides. Its product is annotated as Golgi transport complex subunit COG3. The coding region runs from base 1 to 2367 and encodes 788 amino acids. The record is from RefSeq and is a predicted model, not a curated record. The transcript is spliced from 4 exons. Gene Ontology annotation, biological process: cytoplasm to vacuole targeting by the Cvt pathway; autophagy; Golgi organization. Gene Ontology annotation, cellular component: COG complex; cis-Golgi network; membrane. Lineage: Eukaryota; Fungi; Ascomycota; Eurotiomycetes; Eurotiales; Aspergillaceae.
AUGCCUUCCACAAAGCAGCAGCGUGCCCGUCGCCAGACCGCUCCCUCUGGUCCGCCGCGCAAACCAACCGCCAGCGAAACCAAAUCUAGUCUACAGGCAGUGGAUGAGAAACUGCCUGUCUCCACUGAGUGGACAGCGCCAGGGUGGAAUAAUGAACUCGAGUUUUCACAGUGGCUCAAUGGCGUCAAGGACGAUCUGAUCGAGGAGAGCUACGACGAGUACCAAAACUGCUUGGACGAACUUGAACAAUCGAAGGAGCAUAUUGAAGAGAUAUUGGCGAACACCUUGACCUUGUUGGAUGAUCUAUCCAGCUUAUCGCAAUCAUUCAAAUCGGUCGAGACCCAAACGUCGAACUUCGAGAAACAAUGCGAAGGACUUCUGUCUGCCCAGGAACGGGAUACAAAGCUUGCCAACAACAUUCAAAACAACCUUCACUACUAUGACUUCCUAGACCCCGCCUCACGACGUCUCAAUGCCCCCGGCGCAGGAAACACAGUCCGCGAUAAGGAGUUCUCAGAUAUGUUGAGGCGUCUGGACGUGUGCUUGGACUACAUGGAAAGACAUCCGGAGCAAAAAGAGGCAGAGGUCUACCGCUCGCGAUACCGGCUAUUGCUAACGCGUGCCUUGACACUUAUCCGAGGAAACUUCGUCUCUGCACUCAAAGAUAUCUAUCAGAAUGUGUCCAAAAAGAUUUCGGACCAGCAAUUGAAUGACACAGCCUUGUCCGCUCUCCUGUACGCCAAAUUCAGAGUCGGGGCACCUGAACUGAAACAGAUUGGAGUCGAAAUCCAAAAGAGAGCUGUGCCACCACUCAACCUAGAUCAAAAUAACGAAGCCGAAUAUCAAAGUCUGAUGAAUGAGCUGCACAGUAACUACUCAGCUACCCGGGCGAAGUUGAUCGUUCCGCUGGCUCGGAAGAAGCUCGGCGAGAUCACCCAGACGCCGAGUUCGUCCAAGGACCUAGCGGCAUUUUCUCGUGCUAGUAUCAGCUAUGUUCGCGGCCUGUGUUUAGAUGAAUACGAUUUAUGGGGGGAGUGGUUUCACGGGCAAGGAGGUUUAUAUGACUUCCUCGAAACGCUCUGCGAACCACUCUACGACCAUCUCCGCCCACGGAUCAUCCACGAGUCUGACAUCGUCAGGCUAUGUCAAUUGUGCAGUCUGCUACAGACUCGCUAUUUCUCAGACCCAGAAGAAGAACCGCAGCCAGUGGAGACAAACCACCUCGACUUCUCCAUAUUAAUCCAGCCAGCUCUGCAAGAUGUCCAGUCCCGACUUGUCUUCCGUGCUUUGGCCGUCCUGCGCGAUGAAAUCGAGCGGUACAAACCCCGCCCAGAAGACAUCGAUUACCCCAUGCGCAAUCGACAGGUCUCCCUGACCGUCUCAGACACCCAGAUCUCAGGCAAGAAAGAUACAUCCGCGGACACACUGAUCGAUAUGACCGGCAAGCAAGGCGAUGAUGCAGAUGAAUCUGCGCAGGAACCAGACGGCAAAUGGGACUUUGAAACCCAGACUGCCCUAAAGGGCUGGUACCCGACUCUGCGAAAAGCAAUCUGGCUAUUGAGCCGGAUUUACCGUCUAGUCAAUUCCACCGUCUUCGACGACCUAGCCCACCAAAUAGUCCACCAAACCACCCUCUCCCUCCAGAGCGCCAGCACCCUAAUCGCAGCCAAAGCCACACCAGCCGACAGCCAGCUCUUCCUAAUGAGCCACCUCCUAAUCCUGAAGCAACAAAUCGUCGCCUUCGACAUCGAAUUCGUCGCCGCCGCCGAAGUCUCCUUCGACUUCUCCGGCGUCACAAACACCUUCUGGGAACUACGCGAGCGCGGCGGCCUCUUCAAUCCACGCAACCUAAUGCGUCUCGUCGGGCACGGUCUCAUCCCCCGCGUCGUGGAGAACAUGCUAGACGCGAAGGUCGAGCUGGAUGGACGACUUCGCACGGUCAUCAACGACUUCAUCAAUGCGUUUGCGGCGCGCAUGACUGCCUCGCUGCCUGCUAAAUUCGUCGAUGUUCGCAAUCUGGCGCGCGGCGAACUCAUUCUUCCUUCUUGUCGCACUAUUGAGAAAGAGGUGCCGGUGCUGCGGAAGGUGUUGAAUGAGUAUAUUGAUGAUACGCGGAUGAAGGAGACGCUUGUUGGUGCGGUGCAGGAUCGCACGAUUCAGAUUUAUGAGGAUUUCUUUGAGAAGUAUACUUCCUCUGAGAAAGGGAAAGGCAACUUUGUCAGUAAGAAGGGGAAGGGGAGGGACGAUGCCGUCUGGGAUGUUAACACGUUUGCUGAAUGGUGCGAGGGGGUUUUCCGUGUUGGCGUCACUGGGUUGCAAGCUGAAAUCCCUGAGGAUGAUGAUGACGUGCUAAGUGACAGAUCCUAA